AUGCAUCCGAUAAAUGCGAUCAUGAUGACUCGGAUGCUGACUCGCAACUCGGGCCUCGAAUCGGGGAUGGGCGCCAUCCCCUUCGGAUCCGCCUGGUGGUUCAUUUACGCCGGCCUCUCCUGUUUCUUCGUCAUCUUCGCCGGUAUAAUGUCCGGCCUAACCCUAGGCCUCAUGUCCCUCGGCCUCGUCGAGCUCGAGAUUCUGCAGCGCAGCGGCUCCCCCACCGAGAAGAAACAAGCAGCUGUUAUAUUGCCUGUGGUUCAGAAGCAGCAUCAGCUGCUCGUCACUUUGCUACUGUGUAAUGCGGCUGCUAUGGAGGCCCUUCCGAUAUAUUUGGAUAAACUUUUCAAUCAGUAUGUUGCUAUAAUUCUCUCUGUGACUUUUGUCCUGUUUUUUGGAGAGGUUAUUCCACAAGCAAUAUGUACUAGAUACGGACUCGCUGUAGGUUCAAACUUUGUGUGGCUUGUGAGGAUUUUAAUGGUGGUUUGCUAUCCAAUUGCUUAUCCAAUUGGCAAGAUCUUGGACUGUGUUCUUGGGCAUAAUGAAGCAUUAUUUAGGCGAGCUCAGUUAAAAGCCCUUGUCAACAUCCACAGCCAGGAGGAGGGCAAGGGAGGUGAGCUUACGCACGAUGAGACAACGAUAAUUAGUGGAGCACUUGAUUUAACUGAAAAGACGGCUGAGGAGGCUAUGACUCCUAUUGAAUCAACAUUUUCCUUAGAUGUCAAUUCAAAAUUGGACUGGGAAGCAAUGGGGAAAGUUCUUGCUCGGGGACAUAGCCGAGUUCCUGUCUAUUCUGGGAACCCAAAGAAUAUUAUUGGACUUCUGCUGGUGAAAAGUCUUCUCACUGUACGACCUGAAACAGAGACCCCAGUUAGUGCUGUUUCCAUCCGUAGAAUUCCACGAGUUCCUGCAGAUAUGCCACUGUAUGAUAUACUGAAUGAGUUUCAAAAGGGCAGCAGUCAUAUGGCUGCUGUGGUGAAGCCUAAAACGAAAAGUAAGGCUCCUCUACCAACCAUUGACGGCGAGAAAGAUGAAGGGAACGGAGACACUGGCACAGACUUCCAACUGACUACUCCUUUGCUAUCCAAGCAGGAUGGAAAGCCGGACAGUGUUGUUGUUGAUAUACCCAGGCUACCAAGGCCCCAUAGUCAUAGACACAAGGAAACUUUUUCAUCCCAUAGUGAUGGAGCAACAAAUGGAUUGCCCCAGGUAUCAGAGGAUAUCGAGGAGGGUGAAGUCAUUGGGAUUAUCACUCUGGAAGAUGUAUUUGAAGAACUCCUGCAGGAGGAGAUUGUGGAUGAAACAGAUGAAUAUGUUGAUGUACAUAAAAGAAUACGUGUCGCUGCAGCUGCAGCUGCUUCAUCAGUGGCACGGGCUCCAUCACUUCGGAGGUUAAAUGUGAACAAGGGACCUGCCACUGGACAAAAUGUAGGCCAAAAAGUAAGCAAGGACUAACCCUGAAGAAGUCUGCUGAUGGUCGGUCCUCGGCAACGUUGCAAGGGACUUCUGGUAAACCACUUGUUGAAAAUAAGAGAUGAUUCAUCUAGUUCAUUCGUCAUUUCCUGAUGCGGUUGCUCCUCAGGGAAGUGGCUUUGACUUGCAUCUACAAAAGUUAUCUAUUUGUUUUUCAUUUUGUUCUCCAUUAGAUUGGAUAGGAGGAUAUGAUUAUAAGUUUAGUACCAUGUUAAUUAUUUAAACUCGUUUUUCAGUUCAUGUUAUAUCGAUAGGUUCGAGCUGUCUCUUUGGCUGGCACUACCUUUUGUUUCGUAAACGACGGUAUAUGGAAAAUAGUCGAUAACAAGUGAUGUUUUCCGAGUGUUAAUUAUACAAGGUUUUGUACGCACGAUUCUUUCUACUUUGCUAGUUUACAGAAAUAUUCAAAUCUGUACAAUAAGAAGUGAAUGAGUGAAAGACAGUUUGUUCGA
Messenger RNA from Pyrus x bretschneideri (Chinese white pear), 1925 nucleotides. Its product is annotated as DUF21 domain-containing protein At4g14240. The coding region runs from base 1 to 1455 and encodes 484 amino acids. Gene Ontology annotation, biological process: magnesium ion homeostasis. The transcript has 13 exons. NCBI's taxonomy places the organism in Eukaryota, Viridiplantae, Streptophyta, Magnoliopsida, Rosales, Rosaceae. Gene Ontology annotation, cellular component: intracellular membrane-bounded organelle. The record is from RefSeq and is a predicted model, not a curated record.